AUGGCGCCCCCUGGCGCCGCGCCGCCGGGCGCCUGCCUGCGGUGCAGGGCCGCGGAGGCGCCCUUCCUCUGCUCGCGGUGCCGCUCGGCGCGCUACUGCUCCGCGGGGUGCCAGCGCUCCGCGUGGCCGCUGCACCGGAAGCUCUGCUCCGGCUCCGCCCAGCCGCCCCCGGAUUCCCGCGGCCGAGGCGCCGCGCCGGAGGAGCCGCCGGCCGAGCCGGCCGCGAGCAACCGCGGCGGGGAUGCGGCCGCGCCGGCGGAGACGCCGGCGGCCUGCGGAGACGGCUGCUGGGUGAGGCUCAUGCACACGGACUCCUUCCCGGGAAUGGACGCGGCGACCAUGCCCGCCGCUGACCUCGCGCUGGUCCAGGCAGAGUGCUGCAGGCGGGGGUGCGGCGGCUUCGUGGUCUUCCGCGGCACCGCCUACCUGCGCGCCCAGCCUCCGGGCCGGCUCUGCGCCGAGGCGCGACACUCACAGGGAGCGACUCUGUGGCUUCCUGCGGCAGCCCUCGCCAGCUCGAGCCUGGACCGCCUCGGCGAGGAGGCGUUCCGCCUCCCGGAGAGCCUGCCCGAGGUGCUGGUCCCCGGCGCGAGAUCGGUGGACAAGCUGAGGGGCGUGACGGAGACGGAGAUGACAGCCCGCUUCGCCUCGAGCAGGCCCGUGGUCCUCCUGGACGCGCAGGAGGCGUGGCCCGCGAGGGAGAAGUGGACCUUCGACUGGCUCGCCCAGCACUUCGGGGACGAGGAGAUGCCGUGCAGUGACCUGGCGCCCUUCUUCAAGUGGUGCGACAGGCAGGCCAUACGCACGGCGAUGGUGCCCAUCCGCGAGUUCGUGCGGUACGCGCAGGGCCGGCCCAGCGCCCUCCGCGGCAUGCAGAGGAGCGACGAGCAGGUGUUCUACGCCAACGGGUGGGCCCCCUUCGCCGAGCACCCGCACCUCCUCGAGGACGUCUCCGACAGGCUCUACUGCGUCCAAGACCGCGUCCCGCGCGGCAACGGCCCGGCUGGGGAGUUUAACAACAGCCUCACCAAGGUGUUCUUCGGCCCUGCGGGAACCGUCUCGCGACUGCACCACGACACCUUCGCAACCCACGUGUGGCUGUCGCAGAUUCGUGGCCGGAAGCAGUUCAUCGUCUACCCUCCCGAGGAGACGCCGAGAACCUGCACUGCGUCGCGGACGAGGAGAUGGACGGCAGGACCUGACCAGCCUCUUCGACCCGUCCGCCCCGGACUUCGGCACGUACCCGAGGGCCCGCAACGCGACGCCCUACAGGACGUCGUGGUCGAGGAGGGCGAGACCGUGAUCCUGCCGUCGAGGUGGUUCCACUGGGCGAAGAGCCUCACGCCGUCCAUCACGCUCAUGCGGACGAACUUUGUGAACGACACCAACGUCGCCGAGUACGUCCGGAUCCGCCAGCACUCGGACGAGUGCAAGGGCAGAGCCAGGCUGACCCGCUGCAGGGCUGAGCGGCCCUUGUCCGCGGACCCCAGCGCGAUCCGGAGAGAGGUGCUGCGACCAGGCGACGGGAAGACAUUCCCGAAAGAUGGCGACACUGUCACCGUCCACUACACAGGCGCCCUGGCGUCCAGCGGCGCGAGGUUCGACUCGUCGGUUGAUCGCGGGAAGCCGCUCGUGUUCAGGCUCGGCGUGGGCAAGGUGAUCCGCGGCUGGGACGACGGCAUCACACAGAUGUCGUUGGGCGAGAAGUCGAAGCUCCACAUCAGAUCGGACCUUCGGGGACGACUACGCCUACGGUGA
This is a messenger RNA of Prorocentrum cordatum, 1758 nucleotides long. NCBI's taxonomy places the organism in Eukaryota, Dinophyceae, Prorocentrales, Prorocentraceae. The record is from the annotation of a GenBank genome assembly.